AUGUGGAACAUGAUCUGUGACGUGAUGCCCACGAUCGUCGAGGACCGGAGCAGCGGCCCGGCUGCAGGUGCUGUGGGCGGAGAAGCUCAGAAUGAGAGCAACUUCGAGCAGUUGAUGGUGAACAUGUUGGACGAGCGAGAUAAACUCAUGGAAACACUCAGAGAGACCCAGGAGCAACUGACGACUCAGCAGCAGAAGAUGAUGGAUGUGCAAAAGGAACGGGAUGCCCUGGCUCGACAAAUGUCUCAGACAGUGCCGAAAGACUACGCCACUCUGAGCAAAGAGCUCAAUGCUGCCAGAGAGCACAUGCUCGAAAGAGAUGAAGAAAUUGCCGAACUGAAAGCUGAACGAAACAAUACUCGACUGCUCUUGGAACACCUCGAGUGUCUAGUUUCGAGACACGAAAGAUCCCUACGAAUGACCGUGGUGAAGAGGCAGGCCCAAUCACCCGCUGGCGUCAGUUCGGAGGUUGAAGUUCUCAAAGCUCUCAAGAGUCUAUUCGAGCACCACAAAGCUUUAGAUGAGAAGGUGCGAGAGCGUCUCCGGGCGGCUCUGGAACGGGUUUCGCAACUCGAAGAGGAACUAUCUCGGACAACGGAUCAGUUGUCCCAAGUAACUAGUCAACAGAACGUUCAACAUCGACAUCAGCAAGCAAACCAACAGCCUCCCAUAAUUCAGAAUUCAAAGCAAAUACUCUCAUCCCUGCAGAGUUCCGCGCAAGCAUCCAACCAUUCGGAAGAGGCGUCCCAGGGCAAAGCGUCGCAAUCCGGCGCAAACCAGACAGUUCAAGAUCUGGAGAGCCAACUAGAACGACAAACGGCUGAGUUAGCUCGGAGUCGCGGUCAGAUUGUCGAAUUGAAGGCUCGUUGCAGAGACAUCGAAGAGGUACUUCGAGAUACCCAGAAAGAACUUCUGCAAAUGAAGGAGGAGAACCAACGGCUGUGUCGCGACCUCGCGGAGAACAAUGCUCAAAAAGAAGAUCAAGAAGAGCGAAUAGCCACUCUAGAGAAACGGUGCCUAAAUGCGCAGCGUGAGUCAGUCUCCCUGCACGACGUGAACGAGAAACUGGAACAUGAAGUGUCAGCGCAUUCGGCGCAGCUACGACUGGCGGAGGAAAGGUGUCGCUCCCUGCAAGAGCGACUGCAAAUGGCGGAAGAGAAAGUUCUGUCGGCCUCGGCUCGGGAAGAGAAACUCAUCGAAGAAGCUGCCAAAGCUACCGCUGCCGCCGAAGCGGCCCAGAGCAGCGGUGAAGCCGGAGCGCAAACCAAGGCACAGAUUGAUAAGAGUGUCCAGGACAGACUCACGCGACUCGAGCUCCAGCUCGAGGAGAAGUCGCAAGAGCUGACCCGUGCUCGUCAAAGAGAGAAGAUGAAUGAGGAGCACUCUCAGAAACUCAGCGGUACGGUCGAUAAACUUCUACAAGAGAGCAAGGAACGACUCGAGAUGCAGCUCAAGGAGAGGAUGGAAGCGCUCGAGGAGAAGAACUGUCUCAUACAAGAAUUGGACAAAACACGGAAAGCUGUCGAGGGUGCCGCCAGCGAACGAUCGAAAGUCGUUCAGGAAGUUGAGCGAAUGCGAGCGGAAAUCGUGCACAUGCAGCAGUUCCACGAGGAGCAGCUUGCGACUGCUCAUGCAAUGGCGACCGAAUAUGCCAACGUAUCGUUAUCCAAUGGUCUCGAGCAUCAUUCAGAAAAAGAAGAUGCGGAUACCAAAUGGAUAAUGGGCGACCCUGCAUCUGACCAAAGCGAAGCUCAAGCAUUGGCCAUGAUGCUCCAACACCAACUGGAUGCCAUCAACAACGAAAUCCUCCUCAUCCAAGAAGAGAAGGAAAACACGGAACAGCGCGCCGAGGAAUUGGAAUCGCGCGUUGCGGAUUCUUGGCAUCGAUCGCAAUUGAUCUCUGCGGCGCAGGCUCAACAACAGGUUUCGUCGCAGCAAACGCACCCCAUGGAAGCCCGGUCGAUACCGUCAUCGACGAAUAUAUCACAACAAGCGAACGCGGUCUCAAGCGUUAUGUUCCAUGGUGUCGGACCAAUGGAGCAUCGGCCUCUCGCGCAGAGCCGAACCAUGGCGCAGAUCAUAGCUGAGCGACAAAUGCACUGCAAUCUGAUGAUGCGUGACGUCAGUGGACUUCAGAGUCCCGCCGGUGGAAUGAGGCUCAAGCUAACGGUCAUUCUCCCUGUGUCAAUCAGCACGGCGACUUCCCAAGAAUCCCUGUCGGGCAAGAAGAAGAACAAAGGCAUCAAGAGCUCAUUCGGACGCUUAUUCACAAAGAAAGACAAGAAGAGCAAUUCGAUGGUGGGGAUCAGCAAUAUGUACUCGGACAGUGAGUACGGUAGCUGCAGUGACAUAGUCGGUUCCCAAUCCGGCUUAGCGUCCCCGACAGCCUCCAUAUCAUCGAGAGACCUGGCGGGAUUCGCUCGAGGCGCUGGGAAAGACUCUCAAGCCACCGUCGACCGACGAACGAAAAACAAACAUGAUUUGCUCAUGGAGUCGUUGAAGGCCGGGACGCCAUUUGCACUCUGGAAUGGGCCGACGAUUGUGGCCUGGCUGGAAUUGUGGGUUGGAAUGCCUCCUUGGUAUGUUGCUGCAUGCAGAGCAAACGUCAAGUCGGGAGCUAUCAUGUCCGCUCUCUCUGACACCGAAAUACAACGAGAGAUCGGAAUAAGCAAUCCCUUACAUCGACUGAAACUUCGGCUGGCCAUUCAGGAAAUGGUGGCAUUGACAGCUCCGGCUGGACAAGGAAGCAGCGGAGGUCCUCAAGGAGUUGGACCUGCGAAGCCACUUUUGCUGCCAAAUGGCGGUUUAGCGUUCGGUGAAAUGAAUCACGAAUGGCUCGGAAACGAGUGGUUGCCUUCACUCGGCCUGGCACAAUACAGGUCUACAUUCAUGGAGUGCUUGGUGGAUGCCCGAAUGCUCGAACAUCUCACGAAAAAAGAUUUGAGAGUCCACCUGAAAAUGGUCGACAACCUCCACCGUAUAUCUCUGACGUGCGGGUUCCAAUGUCUGAAACGAUUGAAUUUUGAUCGUAUCCAACUCGAAGAAAGACGACGCCUCGCCGAACAUGAAUCUUCGCGCGAUGUCCUCGUCUGGUCGAACGAGCGAGUGAUGCGCUGGUUGAAUCAAGUCGGUCUCCGGGAUUAUGCGGCAAACAUACACCUAGAAAGUGGUGUCCACGGUGCAUUGAUUGCUCUCGACGAGGCUUUCGAUGCAAACGCGAUGGCGAUUUUGUUGCAAAUACCUUCACAGAACACGAAAGCCCGUGAAACACUGGAACUUGAGUUCAACCAACUCAUACUCCAUGGCACGGAAAGGGGGGCUGCCGUUGGACCAGGUGGCGAAGGUAACAGGGUGCCAUCACACCACAGCCUUAGCAAUCUUCCAUCGCUGCAGGGUGAUCGUUUAGUUUGA
Messenger RNA from Galendromus occidentalis (western predatory mite), 3411 nucleotides. RefSeq names its product PTPRF interacting protein alpha (gene Liprin-alpha). The record is from RefSeq and is a predicted model, not a curated record. Bases 1 to 3411 code for a protein of 1136 amino acids. Lineage: Eukaryota; Metazoa; Arthropoda; Arachnida; Mesostigmata; Phytoseiidae. Gene Ontology annotation, biological process: synapse organization. The transcript is spliced from 17 exons. Gene Ontology annotation, molecular function: protein binding. Gene Ontology annotation, cellular component: presynaptic active zone.